Messenger RNA from Drosophila teissieri, 1059 nucleotides. RefSeq names its product glycoprotein-N-acetylgalactosamine 3-beta-galactosyltransferase 1. The transcript has 3 exons. Lineage: Eukaryota; Metazoa; Arthropoda; Insecta; Diptera; Drosophilidae. Gene Ontology annotation, cellular component: membrane. The record is from RefSeq and is a predicted model, not a curated record. Bases 7 to 1026 code for a protein of 339 amino acids. Gene Ontology annotation, molecular function: N-acetylgalactosaminide beta-1,3-galactosyltransferase activity.
UUCACAAUGAUCCUGGUAAUGGUGCGGAACACCAUCUUCCUCUUGUUGGGCAUUAUGUUGGGCAUUCGACUCACCGAUUUCAUAGGCUACCUGAAGCUGUGGAGGAACAACGACUUGCGGGCGAGUGAGAAGGCGGCUCUGCUGAAGUAUCCAGUGGCCUCGGAGGAGCACCUGGCCACCUGGCUAGAACGGGAGGUGCGAAUACUCUGCCUGGUGCUCACUAUGCCAUCUUCGCACGCCACAAAGGCGGCGCUGGUGAAUCGCACAUGGGGAGCCCGGUGCAACAAGCUGAUCUUCAUGAGCAGCCAAACAGAUCCCCACCUAAAUAUACUCCAGACAAACAUAUCCGAGUCGAGGAAGAAUCUCUACGCCAAAGUGCGCAAGGGAAUGGCCUACGUACAUGAGCAUCACCUGAACGAGUACGACUGGUUUCUGAAGGCCGACGAUGACACUUACAUUGCAAUGGAAAACCUGCGCCUGUUCCUGUAUCCCUACGAUCCGGAAUCGUCUGUGUACUUUGGCUGUCGGUUCAAGGCGUACUUUUCCCAGGGCUACAUGUCCGGUGGCGGAGGCUACGUGCUCAGCAGGGACGCCUUGCGGCGCCUGAAUCUCUUCGCCCUGAACAGCUCCACCAUCUGCAAGUUGAACGGGGAGUCCGAGGAUGUGCAGAUCGGCCACUGCCUGCAGGAUGUGGGUGUCGUGGCGGGCGACACUCGGGACUUCCAGGGUCACCACCGCUUCCUGCCCGUCAGCCCCUUUACUGUGUUCCCCAUCAUCCAAACUGACUCCUGGCUGGAAGGCUACUUCUUCCACAAGCCAAAUAGAAGUGACUGCUGUUCUGCUUCGGCCAUAUCCUUUCAUUAUGUCAAGGACUUUGAGUUUGCGUUUUUCGAGUUCUUCCUGUACUACCUGAGAGUCUUUGGAUUGUACAGGACGCCGCGGGCUCUUCCAUCGCGCUUGGGAUUCCGCCAGAUGAACGAGCGUCUGCUGCAGUGGUCACAACAAGUCACGGAUAACAAGGGAUAACCAAGGAUAUCCGGUCUAGUUUUGCCCUUGACU